AGGCUUGAGGGCGUUGCCCGGCUCAAGGCGCCAGGCCGCCGCGAGCGCGCAGCCGGGUAGCCGCGCGCCCUUCCGCCCGCUGCGCUCACGGGAUGUCGAAGCUCCAUGCUCACUUUAUCCGCGCGGCUGCCAGCAAGGACGCCUGGAAGCAGGCAGCCCCGCCCAGGGCGUCCGGAGCCUGGCGUGGGCCCACGGCCUCGGCGGCUCCUGCGCCGCGGACGACGCGCGGGGCGUCGCGGGGAUGCUGUACGCGGCGGGCGGGCCGGGCCACACACUGCGCGUGGACCUUCGCGGCCACGGCCGGUCUCUGCGUCCGCAGCGCCCAGGCCGCGCUGUGCCUCGGUCCCCCUGCGAGAGCGGGGGAAGGUGCAGAGCCAGGCGCGGCGGGCGCCUGCGACGCCGAGCUCCACGCUUGGCCGGCCGCGGGGGCCGCCCUGCGCGCGGCGGCGCACGCGGGCGGGGCGCGGCGGGCAGUCUUUGGCGGCGAGGCGGCAGGGGCUUUUGCGGCGCUGCAGGCUGUUGUCGGUGCUCCAGAGCCAGCACACGCAGCGGCGGCUGGUCUCAUAUUGAUGCGGCCUCCUACUAUUUGGGGUGAGCGGGAGGUAUGGCGGAGACGCUACGAGACAGCUGCUGGCUGGGUGGAGAAGGACGGCUUUGAGGGCAAGGACGUCCAGUGGGAAGCCAAGUUGCGACUCACAGCGGCCAGCUAUGCAGGGAAGCUAUCGAAGCAGGAGCGAGAGGUCAUCCUCGGCGAGUGGCGCGCCAUGGGCGCCCCGGCGUACGCCGCGGCCCUCCGAGGCCUCGCGGCGUCGGAGCUGCCGUGCGACAGCGUGCUCAGAGGCUUGCAGCUUCCAGUUCUCGUACUUGCUGUUCCUGGCGAUGCCGAGCACCCCGUGCAGGCGGCGGAGGACCUUGCGGCCAUCAUUCCUGGGGCCAGGCUGGCGGUGGCGCAGAGCUUCCAGGAUGCCUUCGAGACCUGGCCCCUGCUCAUCAGGGAGAUGCUCGACUCGUUGGCUGCCGACUGAUCGGGCCCUGGUCGGCAGUGUUGCCCGAGCGCGGCUGCACAAACAGUGGCGGAGUGGCGACAAUAUGGGUCGAAGAGUUGGAGUAGGAUGGCAGCACCUUUGCGCAGGGAGCGUCUGCGUUGACAUGCUUAGACGGUGGA
Messenger RNA from Prorocentrum cordatum, 1165 nucleotides. The record is from the annotation of a GenBank genome assembly. Lineage: Eukaryota; Dinophyceae; Prorocentrales; Prorocentraceae.